CUGCGAACAUCUCGCUUCGCCGAAUUCCUUGCUCGCAUCGACAACAUUGACCAACACCCAGUACUUCGUGAUAUCGUGUAGGAUAGGAUUGCCGGUCCGAGGUCUAUGGUCUUGCUCGGACGGGCAUUGCUCCGUGCAACAAGAUGGAGCAAGCCACUGGCGUUCCGCGCCUCGUUAUAUCCAAGAAACGGGCAAUCCACAUGCGUUGCAUGGUCAGCUUUGUGUGAGAUUUACAAGCCACUGAGUAGAACUAUCACUACUGCGACGAAUCAACACUUUGUGGAUCCGACUAUCUACGCACUUUCUUCGGCGACAGGACGUGCAGCGAUUGCUGUCAUCAGAGUCUCGGGAUCAGCAUGCCUCGACAUCUAUCACAUGCUUUGCCCUGGGAAAAGGGCACCCAGACCACGAUUUGCCACGGUCCGGACAUUGUACCAACCUGGUGCCACCCCUUCUGCCGAUGUCAUGCUAGAUUCUAGCGCAUUACUGCUGUACUUUCCCGGCCCGUCAUCGGCCACCGGUGAAGACAUCCUAGAGCUGCAUGUGCAUGGAGGCCCAGCGGUCGUGAAGGCAGUUCUAGCUGCGAUUCCGCUCUGUGCGAGCAGUAGUGCGCAUCACAUACGCUAUGCAGAGCCGGGAGAAUUCACGCAUCGAGCAUUUCUAAAUGGCCGACUGGACCUGACGCAGGUCGAGGCCUUGGGCGAUGCUCUCUCGGCAGAGACAGAACAACAGCGUCGGAUGUCCAUGCGGGCCACCUCGGGAUCGCUUGCGAUCCAAUAUGAAGGCUGGAGGCAACAGCUGUUGUACGCACGAGGGGAAAUGGAAGCAUUAAUUGAUUUCAGUGAAGAUCAACAUUUUGACGAAAGCCCCGCUGAGCUCUGCGCAUCCAUUGCGAGACAGAUUGAAGUUCUCAAACGCCAGCUCAAUGUUCACAGUCAAAAUGCCAUGCGUGGAGAAAUGCUGAGGCAGGGCAUCAGUAUCUCUUUGCUGGGCGCGCCCAACGCUGGGAAAAGCUCUCUUCUGAAUCGCAUCAUCGGGCGAGAGGCCGCUAUCGUAAGCUCCGAGGCCGGUACCACACGAGAUGUCGUUGAGGUUGGCUUAGAUCUCGGUGGGUACUUUUGUCGACUUGGCGAUACAGCAGGUCUGCGUCAGUCGCAGUUACACGCAACUAAGCCAGACGCCGAGGGUGGCGUGUCGAAAAUCGAUACAAGAAUAAGUGACAUUGAGAAGGAGGGCAUGCGACGUGCAAAGGAGCGCGCUGAACAAAGUGACGUUGUGAUCGUCGUGCUCAGCUGCGAGCCUGGUGACAACGACUCGAGAAUAGCACUGCGUCUAGACCCAGAAGUCUGUUCGACCGCGGCACGCUUGAUUCAGGAAAAGAACAACGUAAUUGUGGUCAUCAAUAAAGCGGAUCUUCUCCCACACGACACCAGAAAUGAAUCACAUCGGGAUGCCGUUAGCGCGGCGCUGCGUGCUCUACCAGGGCUGCGGGAAGAUGCAGUUCACCUGGUAUCAUGCAAGACAAUGGAGGGUCGCAAGCUUCCCUCCCUAAAAGAGCAGUCAGAUGCCGCCAGUCCGACAGACCCAAGUAACGUACAGCAAUUCUUACAGGGCCUGACCCUACGAUUUGCACAGUUGACCGCAGCGCUAGAGUUAAGCGAUGAGCAAAAUCAGGCUGGGAAUCCCAAUCCUUCAGUGUGGCAGGAAUCGCUUAGCGCAACGGAAAGACACCGCGUACUCCUCGCCGCAUGUAUCGACCACCUUGAGGCUUUCCUCUCGCGAGUCAGCGAUGCGUCGGUCGCGAACUCGGACAUUGCCGACGAUAUCGGUGGCGAGGUCGAUAUGGUGGCUGCUGCCGAGGACCUGCGGUCGGCAGGGGAAUGCCUCGCUCGUAUCACCGGCCGAGGGUUGAGUGGAGACGUUGAGGAAGUUCUUGGCGUGGUAUUUGAGAAGUUCUGCGUUGGCAAAUGAUCGGAGUAUCUCGACUUGAUAUGUUCAGAUUCACAUUCCACACGCAACAAGUACCCUAUAUCAUUGAUGGACCGGCGCUACUUCACGAUGUUGAUGAAGGGAUGUGUUACUUAUCUAUAGUAAUUCGAGUAGCAACACCCUUGUCAAUUUGGAAGGACCGGGGAAGCUCCGCGAACGCGAAGGUGUUGUUUAGUGAACACGCCAUGACCUUGCCGACUUCGUCGGGUGCGACAUGUGUGAAAACGAGUUCAAUGGAUUGACCUGUCUAUCAACUUGACUCCAAAAUCGAACAAAAAAAUCGGCCAAAAGGAACCCAUAAGAACACCAAAAAAAUCAGAUAAUGCCUUUGCAGAAUGCUGUGGCUCAUGUUCGGUUACAGUGCGUACAUUUAAUGCACACGAUCGAUGAUAGAAACGCCGAAUUUGAUACAACGGGUGUACAUCGAAAAUUGUAGUGAGUCAUAAACAAG
Dissoconium aciculare CBS 342.82 is the source of this 2440-nucleotide messenger RNA. Its product is annotated as putative mitochondrial GTPase. Gene Ontology annotation, biological process: tRNA methylation; tRNA wobble uridine modification. The record is from RefSeq and is a predicted model, not a curated record. NCBI's taxonomy places the organism in Eukaryota, Fungi, Ascomycota, Dothideomycetes, Mycosphaerellales, Dissoconiaceae. Gene Ontology annotation, cellular component: mitochondrion; cytoplasm. The transcript has a single exon. Gene Ontology annotation, molecular function: protein binding; GTP binding; GTPase activity. The coding region runs from base 106 to 1971 and encodes 621 amino acids.